Molecule: messenger RNA, 1467 nt
Organism: Xylaria bambusicola
Lineage: Eukaryota; Fungi; Ascomycota; Sordariomycetes; Xylariales; Xylariaceae
Product: putative thiamine pyrophosphokinase
Exons: 3
Coding region: 152-1099 (315 amino acids)
Molecular function (GO): 8-oxo-dGDP phosphatase activity
Source: RefSeq, a predicted model, not a curated record
GAUCAACAUAUACCCUAGCUGCUGGGAGACAGAUGAUCCAAAUUUCUGCAUUUUCAUUCCUGUGACCGGCCAGGCAACACAAGACCACGACGACCUAUUUCUCUACCUUCACUUUCCCUACAACACUGGAGCAACUAGUCCUCAUCAACAUAUGAUGACGUUCUUGAGUGUUAUAGACACUUGUGACAACUUUCCGCAAUGGGAUCCUCAAGCGCCCGAGAUCUGGGAAAAAGCGACGUCUGACCUCUGGCGAUUCAUGUUGCCGGGGGAUAACCGCACAUUUGGAUUUCUUACCCCCACCACUGUAUCUCGAAUGCCCUGGACGGCCGACUUCAAACUCCACCAUUCCUCAAGAACUGUACAGCUGGCCCCGGAGACCGGCACAGACGAUGUUGUCCAAUCCAGCACUGUGGCAGUGACGAAACUUUUGCAGGCAGCACAGGCGGCCAGCUCAUUCCCCAGACUAUAUAACUGGCCAGGAGAGAAGUACCCUGUGCUCGGAGCACCAUUCCCGUUUGCCGUGGACCGAGCUAUAGCACCCUGUUUCGGCAUUGUAACCACAGGCGCUCAACUAACCGUCUUCACUCGCGAUGACAACGGCUCGAUUGCUGGCAUUUGGAUUGCCAAGCGAGCAGCUGACAAGCCCAUGUUCCCAGGCAUGUUAGAUAAUGCGGUAGGCGGGGCGGUAAUGGACGGCGAGACACCCCGCGAAAGCCUGCUGCGUGAAGCGAUGGAAGAGAUCGGGAUUGAUGUGAAAGACGCUACGCCUGCAGGAGCAGUGUCUUGGUUCAACAUCAAAGAUGAAAAUCAUUUGGAGCCUGGAGUACAGUCCGUCUACGAUUUAGAACUCGAGGCUGGAACCUUACUACGCCCCGCGGAAACUGGAAUUGAAUGGCUCCGGCUGCUAAGCAUUGGCGAGGUUAUGGACGCACUGCGCCGCCAUGAGUUCAAGCCGAGCUGCGCGUGUGUCAUGGUUGACUUCUUCGUUCGACAUGGUAUAAUUACUGCCGAAACUGAUCGUGACUUUCCAGACAUUGUGUCGCGAUUGCACCGUAGGUUACCAUUCCCAACAAAGCUGCCUCCCCAGUGGUCCAUUUAGCCAAUGUCAAAUCAACAAUUCAGCAUCCAGGUUCUAUUGCACAUCUCUCCUGCUCGUUCAAGCCCAAUGGUGAAGUAGGGCCAUUGUUAGGCUGUUGAAACUCAUGAGCCUUUUCUAUGGUCACUUACAUCUAUAUACCUACCCAGCCGGCAGCUAGCCUACUGGAUAGAUCUUAGAGGUUCUAGACUAGGUCACGCCCAAUGUGAUAAUGAGGGACGGUAUCGCCAUCUAAGUACAGCACGUUAGGUAGGAGAGCUACAUGGGUAGUGUAGAUGAGAAUUUCCAGAAUCUAUUUCUGCAAAUUAUUCGCCAGCAGCAAUUUCACUUGGUUACCUGUAGAGUAGAGUACCCAUUGCUCGCAAUUUAAG